Messenger RNA from Anguilla rostrata (American eel), 9641 nucleotides. RefSeq names its product patched domain containing 1 (gene ptchd1). Lineage: Eukaryota; Metazoa; Chordata; Actinopteri; Anguilliformes; Anguillidae. Gene Ontology annotation, cellular component: synapse; plasma membrane. The coding region runs from base 1766 to 4501 and encodes 911 amino acids. The record is from RefSeq and is a predicted model, not a curated record. Gene Ontology annotation, biological process: chemical synaptic transmission; cognition. The transcript is spliced from 3 exons.
GUUGUGGGGAAAAAGGCCUGCGUUCACAGCAAUAAAGACUUAAUGUCUGGAAUUGUCUCUGCCUUUAUUCUAGAUGUUUGAAAAAGAUAAGACAGUGGAGUAGCAUGUUGCUGCCCCUAUCCCCACCCCCACCCAUACGCCACCUCUGUUCACCAAACGUUACUCGCCCAAACAGCAAAUUUGUUAUCCCUGCUUUCUAUCAAUGCCGUCAGGACAUGUGUAAUGGAGCGCACACGGGAGGCAAAGAAGGAAGAAAGCACACGAGAGUCUAGCCUGUCUUCUUCCGGAGCGCAUCUUUUUUCGCGGGGCAACACACUGUGCCAGGCAAGGUACGAGCGAUUGCGCGAGACCAGUAAUUCGAACAGGACCAGCGGCGAGGAAUGGAAUGUGGAUAGAUGGAUACCGACGGAAAGAUCAGUGCUGCAUUUUUAUGACCGUUCUAGUCAUACGAACAAGUAAUCGUGUAGAACAUGACUGUGCGCUGCGCUGUAUUUAAAGGCUACCGUUUAUCUUAGACGUGAAAGCGGCAUCUACCAUUUUAAGUCUUAAAUAAAAUGAAUUUCCCAGCACUUUCAAAGAACUGCAUUGCGUAGGAUAUUUGAGAAGUUGAAGAAGGGGGUGUAGGACUAACGUCGCAGACCUAACCAUCGCCUUUAACAAGCACGCAGCACCAAGAAACCGAUAUUCACACAAGUGGAAGGGACACCCCUGGAAGAACUGGUCUCGCGCACUUCUCACCGCUGUGAGUCAAUAUGAAUUUUGCUGUCUGAAUGAAUUGACUACGCUCAAUAUAUACAAUUAAAACGAACUGGUGGAUUACGCAUUGCUUAACAUGAGCAGAUGACAUAACAGAUAUAGAACAAAUGAAAUACACAAAGUUGUAUUUAUGCAUUGAGUCGUUCAAAGCAAGCAAUCGGGACUCACGGGCAGUCUGCGGCUGGUAUGGAACAGCGAUGCGCUGACGAGAUCUAAGAAAACCCGAACUCGGGCUUGUUUUCUUUUGGUGUAAUUAAUUACAUUAUUUAAACAUAUGAAUUGACCUUUCUCUUCAAGGGGAGUGUCCGGUGAUUAUGUAGCAAUGAAACAGCAAGGAUGUAAUGGCUCAUUCAGUAAUGUUAGCGGCAUGUCUGUGAAUAGGCUAUAGCCUGUAGGGUCUGUCUCAGAUAUGAAAUCUGCAGCGACAUGACUGCUAAUAUGACAUCCUUGUAAACUUAAAGAAGAAUACUAUUGCAGUAUGCUGGUUCAUAAUCCUGAGCACUAAAUUGUGCCAUUUGAGAGGCCUAUUUAAAAUAGAGUUACGUAUCACUGGUCCGUACUCGGAAGUCACGUUAUUGUUCCGUUAUGGAGAGAACACGCAUUUGAAAUCAGGGCAGCAUUUUUUCACCGUAUAUUUCAACUGAACAACCUAUGCGCUGAUUAAGCUUUUUGCACAUCUUUCACAGCGGGCCAAGGUGUCAACAACCUGUCCGAUUCUCUUGUGAGAUGUUUUGGUUUCGUUUUAUUUUAAUCGAAUCAAGACCAGACGAGAACAGUGUACUGAAUAAUCAAUAGCAGUUAUUGCAGUCUCAAAAAGCCCAUAGACACUACAACAUGCAGUUUCCUAGUAGCCUAUGCCAAUUUUAUGUCAGAAUGUAGAGGACCAUGCCGUGAGUUAUGGCUAGUGGUGCCGCUUGACCUGGGGAAAUUUGAGUCAAACAGUUCCCUCACCGACCAUAGCAUGUCAUAUUUUCUGGUAUAAAAUGACUUCCUAUGGUUGAGGCCCCCAAUGGUUGUGACCCAGCAGUGGGAGAGGCUUCGAACCCGCAGUUUCUUCCUCGCCCCUCCGCUGUGGAUCUACUCUAGGAUGUUGCGGCAGGUCUUUCACGAAGUGCUGAGGUCGUCUUUCUACAGGCUCGGUCACUUUGUCGCCAACCACCCGGUAUUCUUCGCAACCGCCCCCGUGCUCAUCUCUAUUCUGCUGGGCGCCAGCUUCAGUCGCUACCGUAUUGAAGAAAACGUGGAGUACCUGCUGGCUCCAAAACACAGUCUGGCCAAAAUAGAGGGCAACUUGGUGGACAGUCUAUUUCCCAUCAACAAAUCCAAGCACACGCUGUACUCCGACCUACAGACGCCUGGGAGGUACGGCAGGGUGAUCGUCACGUCGGGUCGGGGGAGUGUUCUGGACCAGCACCACAUCGAUGUCGUACUGAAGCUCCACAACACCAUCACCAAAAUCCAGGUGCACAUGCUGGGCUUCAACUACUCCUUCGUACACCUUUGCCUUCUGGAUGACCACAAGAGCUGCAUUGUAGAUGACAUCCUGCGCGUGCUAGAGGAGCUGCGGGCCGCACGUGCCUCCAACCGCUCCGCGCCUCCAGUGCGCUACCCUAUCGCCAGGCUGCAGGAUGGGCGACAGACCUACAUCGGGCACCAGCUGGGCGGGGUGCUGGCGGCGGGCCGGGAGGGCGUGCGCUAUGCGCGGGCUCUGCAGCUCAGCUACUACCUGCAGGCGCUCAGCCCGCUCAAUGACAUGAUGGCGGCUCGCUGGGAGGUGCAGUUCUGCCUGGCGCUAGAGCGCUACCGCAAGGCGCACCCCGAGAUUGGUGUGUACCCCUUCACCUCCUCCUCACCGCAGCAUGACUUCCAGAGAACCAGCAAGGUGUCAGAGCACUCCCUUUUGGUCUGCCUGUUGUUGUGCAUCUCGCUGGCAGUGCUGUGCUGCACCAUGCGGGACUGCGUGCGGACUAAGCCCUGGCUCGGCCUCCUGGCACUGCUCAGCAUCAGCCUGGCCACACUCACCUCGGCCGGCAUCAUCAACCUAUCGGGCGGCAAGUACAACUCCACCUUCCUGGGGAUCCCCUUCAUCAUGUUGGGUCAUGGGCUGCUUGGCACCUUUGAGAUGCUGUCAUCAUGGCGACGAACGAGGGUGGACCAGCACGUGAAAGAGCGUGUAGCAGCAGUGUUCUCAGACUGUAUGCUGCCCUUCACCGCCAGCACAGCCUUGUACCUGGUCACCUUCGGCAUUGGUGCCAGCCCUUUCACCAACAUUGAGGCUGUGCGCCUCUUCUGCCGCACCACUUGCAUCUCCGUGUUCUUCAACUACCUCUACAUCCUCUCCUUUUAUGGUUCCAAUCUAGUCUUUACAGGCUACCUGGAGAAUAACUACCAGCACAGCCUGUUCUGUAGGAAGGUGCCUAAGCCCGAACUGCUGCAGCAGAAGCCGGCCUGGUACCGUUUUCUCAUGUACACCCAGUACAAUGAGGAGACAGGUGAGCCAGGUGAUCUGCAUGCCUAUGAGAGCCACUUGCUGGUGGCCUUCAUGAAGCGGUAUUACUGCGACUGGAUCACCAACACUUAUGUCAAGCCCUUUGUGGUCCUGGUUUACCUAGUCUAUAUCUCAUUUGCUCUGAUGGGCUACCUGCAGGUGACCGAGGGCUCAGACAUUGGCAACGUGGUUGCCACAGAGACCAACACCAUUGUUUACACCCGGGCCCAGCAGCGCUACUUUAGUAACUACAGCCCCGUCAUUGGCUUCUACAUCUACGAAUCCAUCGAGUACUGGAAUGCCAGUGUGCAGGAUGACGUGCUGGAGUAUACUAAGGGCUUUGAGAGGAUCUCCUGGUUCGAGAGCUACCUGAGCUACCUGCGGAGCAUCAAUGUGAGCACCAGCCUGCCCAAACAUGACUUCACUGAGCACCUGCGCCAUGGCUUCCUACGCCUGCCACAGUUCUUGCAUUUCUCUGAUGACAUAAUCUUCAUCAAGCGCACCGACGGUGAGGUGGAUGUUGUGGCCUCUCGCAUGUUCCUGGUGGCCAAGACCACAGAGAACAAACGGGAGGAGAUGUACGUCCUGCUGGACACAUUGCGGAAACUCUCACUUACCUCCCGGGUUAAGUUCAUUGUCUUCAACCCUUCCUUCAUCUACAUGGACCGGUAUGCCUCUUCGGUGGGCGCCCCGCUUAAGAACUCCUGCAUCUCCACCCUCUUCCUCCUCUUCUUCUCUGCCUUCCUAGUAGCUGACCCACUGGUCAACGUGUGGCUGACAGUGACGGUGGCCUCGGUGGAGUUUGGUGUGAUCGGCUUCAUGACGCUGUGGCGGGUAGAGCUGGAUUGCAUCUCGGUUCUGUGCCUGAUCUAUGGGAUCAACCAUGCCGUGGACUGGUCCAUGCCACUGGUGUCGGCUUUCGCGCUGGGUCAGGACUACACGCGCACUCAAUGGGUGAAGCUGACACUGGAGAGGCACGGUGUGCCCGUGCUGCAGAGCUACGCCUGCUACAGCGUCGCCCUGCUGCCGCUGGCUGCUGUGCCGUCCAACCUCACUCGCACACUCUUCAGGUGCCUCUUUCUCACCGCACACAUCACUGCCUUCCACUGUCUGGCUGUCCUGCCCAUCCUACUUACCUUCCUGCCACCAUCCAAGAAGAAGAGGAAAGAACGGCGGGCAGGUGACGGACGAGAGGAGAUUGAGUGCGUGGAGAUGGCAGACAGCACCCAUGUGGUCGACCAGAUCACCACGGUCUGACCUUGGGGAAAUGGCUGCUGGCUGCAGUCAACUGGGUCAACACAGUCCAAAACUGAAAUGGGACCACACAGUUGACCAGAUUACUGCAAUCUGACAUAAAUGGUCAGGUAUUAGUCAACUAGGUCAUGUGUAGUCUUACAGAGAAAGAGCUUGUGCUGAUGACCAGAUCACUGCAGUCUCACCUGAGAUAGGGUGACGCUGUUGACCAGAUCACAACGGUCUGGCACAGAUGGGCUUUGGAAGGUCAACCACAUCACUGUGGUAAAUCAAGAACAGGACAAUCAGGUAUCUAUGGUUUGACAGUGACAUGAUAAAUGUAACCAGAUUAUUAAGAUCUGACCAAGGUGGGCCAAAUCAAACAUGGUUAAACAUGUCAGACUGAGAUUAACAUGCAUGGUCAACUAGGUACCCUUUUUUGUUUGAGAGAGACAUUCAGGCAAUGAGGGGGUUGAGGGAUUGACGGGAAGGAUCAGAGUCAGGAUAGAGAUAGAGGGAGGCAGGGACAGGGUGUCUGAUGAUCCAGAGAUUCCAGCUGAGCAAUUUUGCUGAGUUCAGCACAAAUGUAAAAAUAUCUGCUGCCAUUGGGGGAGGACCCAAUGGAAUAGCUGGUGGGUGCCUGGUAGGGUUGGGUAUCAAGAACCGGAUCCAAGUUGGAACCGGUUCCAAAUUUCCAAGAACCGUGGAUUCGAUAAAACCCGUGCAUUUCGAUUCUGCUUCGGUUCCUAACUUUUGCAUAUUUCAGUCGUGCUCCUGAGUGAACCGCAGUGAGCAUUUUACAGUCCAUAAAAUUUGCAGGGCCUGCUACGUGGACCUAAUGUCACGUAAUUUGUUACGCAGUACGUCAACAAGGUAUGUGAGAAGAGACACUUCUGUUUACAUCCUGGACCAUAGCUGAAUGCAACAAACGCUCGAAAGUUUGGUUUAGCUAGACUAAAAAAGAUAACAACACCGCAUUAUGACGAAGCAUUUACUUCAACAAGGUGUGAAUCUUAAGGAAUGCACUGUGUUCGAUGUGUUGCGGUCUCCCAGCCACAAUAACGCCCAAGAUACAAGGAAUGUUAACAGUAGAAACGUCUCACGCUCAGAUACAAAACACAGAUGAGCUGACAUUCGCCUUUUAUAUUGAAAGUAAACGAAUGAUGUCUACAAAUUAUGUAAAGAAUAAACCACAACGGGCUGUCCCGUUAUUGGAAAAUAAUGUAUGACGGGGGUGGUGAUGCGGUCGAGGCGAAGCCAAGGUCACUUGACCACCACCGACAGACAUUAUUUUCCAAUCACGGGACAGCCCGGAGGGGUUUAUUCCACUUAUACAGGUUACCAACAAUGACUAUAUAUGGUUACUUUAAUAUUUAUUGAUUUUUAUCAACUGAAUCACCUGAAAGUGAAAUAUUCUUCCGUGGCCAUUUGGGCACAUUAUUUUACCGUUGUUAAGCAAAACUGUGGUUGGUAGUUCUAUUUAGACCGUUGUUAUGCAAAAACUGGUUGGUAGUUCUGUUUGCACCGUUGUUAAGCAAAAACCUCUGGUCAUUAAUUCUAUGAAACCAAUGAUUCUAUCAAGAAAAAAUAGUUCCUUCUUGUUUUAUACCAUACAAUUAACACCAAUUUUGGUCAUUUUUGUCGUUACAUUAAAUAAGAAAACUACAUGAAACCAUAACUCAAUCAAAUGAAUCUCCCUAGCUCUGUCUUGCUUUUUAAAAUGUUGUGGUCUCGCAGUGUAGACACCGGGUUUGAAUGCCAGUUAGCUUUAUGAUAGCUUCGCUGUCACUUGUCACCUAGCCAAUAUUAAAAUUCUGGGUUUUAGGUCGGAAUGGUCUCACAGCAUGCUUGUUAUCCUGGCUAGCUAGCUAGCUAACCAUUGAAUUGUAUUCAAAACAGCGGUUACUACAAAUGGAAUCGUUCACAAAGAUACGGAUGAAAAUGCGUCCCGUAGCCAUGAGUUAAAUACGGAACGCCUAUUCUACUGUCCAAAUAAGGGAUGAUUCCGUAUUUUGCGGGAUGGUUGGCAUCCCUAAAUGAAUCCAGUAACUAGAUUUUUCUUCAGAAGAAUUGUUGACUUUGCGUUGCAGACAUCCACUCUCUUUGACAUUGUUGUUGCUUCCAUAACAACUGUCUGUUCAUUAUUUUGUUAUAUUCUAAUAUUUUUUUGUUUGUUAUAUUUUUCCAUUAUUUAUUUAAAUUGUUUUGGUUUGUAAUUUUUUUUGUUGAUCAUUCCUUAUAAGAAAGAGCAAUACUUAUUUUUAUAAAUGAAGGGAAAAAGAAACCUUCCUGUCACCGUUGACAGUUUACUGAUUAUAUCAUAAAUGUGGGAAGAAUAAAGGUAGGCUAAUUUUUGUUCUUGAACUAUUUGUUCUUUUUUUCUCUCCAAAAAAUAUUGGAAUCAGAACCGAGAUUCGAUAAGGAUCGGAUUUGAUAAGCGGAAUCAGAAUCGAUAAAAUUGAAACGAUACCCAACCCUAGUGCCUGGUUGGGGUUAAAGGUCACAGUGUGCUGUCAGACAGUUAGACUUAAAAGGAUGGUAAAUCAGAUCCUCCUUGGUGGUGUUUGGGCAGAGAGUGCAAUGAAGGCAUUGAUUCAAUUGAAUGUUUCUUUUUGUACAUUUUUUUGUACUGUUGCGCUGGAGGGGGUUAGGUUGAGUUACCCAGUUUUAUCUAAUCUGACCCAUAACCUACUAGAUAAACUCCCUCACAUUGAUACCACUUUCCUGGGCUGGGCCAUCCUGUGAGAGAGUGUGAUAAGUUCUAACAAGUUACUGCUAUUUGUACCCUUUCCUGCCACUGUGGAAAUGCUUCCUGUCCUACAUUGUCCUUUCUUCAUCACCCUUGUCAGAUAUAUAUCUGUGGUUUGCCUGCACCAGUUCCACAGAAACUGUAGUCCUCUGGCAAAAUGGCUGCUCAGUUCAGCUCAUGUGCUUUGGAGUAAAAAGUAGUGUUUGGCUGCAAGCACAUCGUUCAAAAACAGAUUUAUUGUGCCAGCGCCUCUCCAUCACUACAAUCAUGAAUAUUCCUCCUCUACCAGGCAAUUAGAUUAUGAAUGAUCUACUGAAACAAUGGUUUUAUGCACGUUGAUCAUGAUUAAAAUCUGAAACUGAAGGAUGCUGAUAUGAAAUGUGUAUUUACUUUUCCAGUGUUGCACAUUACUGAUGAUCUCAGUAUCUCAUCUUCUGAGCUAAGAUUUCAGUGCAGGGGAGAAUGUGGGCGCUAAACCUGGAGUGAAAUGUCUAUUAGCCCCUUGGGGGUGACACCUGCUCUGUUUGUAGAGUAGCAGGACUUGCUGGUAGACAUGAAUCAGAAGAGAUGAGGGAUCAUUGUGGAGCCCUGCCACUGUAGCAGACAUGGUUAUAUUCUCCUUCGUAUUCAAGGACAGCUUCUGCUUUUAACAAGAGACAAAAAAAAUUUGUCUUUAAAUGAAUGCAUUGUUAUCGUGGCACCAAGUCACAGAAGGCACUGUGGGCCUGUCUUUACUUACCUUCUGUAACCCGCAUGUAUGUGUGUGUGUCUGUGUGUGUGUGUGAGCAUGCGUGCAUACUUGCGUGCGUGCAUGUGUGUAUGUGUGUGUGUGCGUGUGGAUAUUGACAUUGAAUAGUUUCUGUAUAAGGUCUAAGAGAGCUCUAAAAUGUAAAGAAAUUUGGGGCCCUUUGGUGUAUGUUUAACUGCGGUUUUAAAUAAAGAAUGAAAAUGCUUUCAUUCAAUUCACACACUGAGCAGAUGUGUGUGUGUGUAUUGAGGAAGGGUGAAAUCUGAAAGGUAGCUUGCUCUAGAAGAGUCAGGAGAUUGGAAUUAAAAUGAAACAGCGUGAUUUCACAAAGGAAGGGAAUGCGUGGAUGUGUCCAGACAUUUAAUUUCAAAUGACAGCAGCAUGGUCAGAUGAAUGCCCCCCCUCUCUCUCUCUCAUCAGGCAUUAUUAGGGGAGCUGAAAGUAAAACAUCGUCCUGAACUUCAGCCCCCUGUUUCAACACUACCACUGCUAUCUCACUGCACAGCCUCCCACAGCUCAGCUCUGCCCUCUCUCUGUCUCACUGUGCUGCCUUCUGGGCUCUCAUGUUCUCUCCUAUAUUUUAUUUUAUUUCUCCCUCUCCUCACUUCCUCCGUCUCUCCUUGAUCUGUCUGUCUUAUUUGUGUCUGUCUUUCUUUCUUUCUUCCUCUCUGUGCUGUAGAAUCCAGCAUAUCCUGGACUGUAGUCUGAUCUGUCUGUGAUUUUGUGCUUCGUACUGAUGUGAAUAAGGGAAACAUUUGCUUGGCACCAUUGUAAUGUACCAAACAAUUAGGAUUAAGCAACUUGCUUCUGUGGCCCCUCCCAAAACAGACUUGCUAUCAUUUUGUUAUCCUAGGUUUAGUAUCUUGAUUACAGUACACAUCCUUAAUAUGUCUUCUGUAGGUUUUAAAUUCUGGCCAAGAGGAGUCCUGUAAAUGAAUUAAAAACGCUAUUUUACAUUUUUUUUACACUUAUGCCUGUCUGUGCAUAAAAAGUAAAUGUCAGUCCCUACUGUUAUGGAUGACAAGCAGUACGUUGACUGAUGGGAUGUUCAAUCUACUCCCGUGUGACUUUUGUCAUUCAUGUCAGUUAGUACUGCAUAAUGAAAUGUUUUAAAGUGAACAAUAUACAUUUCCAUCUCAAAUCUUCCAUUUGAUCAUUCAGUUUGUCACUUUGAUGGAUGAGAUUCUAUCUGUAUUUUCCAUGUAUUUGCUCUUUUUAUAGUGCUAGUUUUCACUUGUUUCACCCCAAGUUUGUUGUGACGGGGGUAGAGGACUAACAGAUUUCGCAGAGGGAGCUCUGCCCGCCCUGACAGCACACUGUGAUAAAUUAUGUCCUUCAGCAGCAAUCCUGCAUCAAAUUAACUCAUUUACUUCUUUAUGAACCACAUUAUGGUGGAAAUUAUGAAUUAUGAUUGUGGAAAUUAUCCUAGUUUGGUCUUGUGCGGCAGAGUGUACUCAGAGGAUAUUAUGUAAUGCUCAUAUAUACAGCCUUAUUCUAAAAUUGAUUCAAUUCAUUUGUAUUCUCAUCAAUCUAUAAACAAUACCCCAUAAUCACAAAGUGAAAACAGGUUUUUAGAAAUUUUUGCAAAUUUAUUAAAAAUAAAAAAACUGAAAUAUCACAUUUACAUGUAUUCAGAACCUUUGCUAUGACACUCAAAAUUGAGUUGA